Anthostomella pinea is the source of this 3051-nucleotide messenger RNA. NCBI's taxonomy places the organism in Eukaryota, Fungi, Ascomycota, Sordariomycetes, Xylariales, Xylariaceae. The record is from the annotation of a GenBank genome assembly.
AUGGACGGACUACGGAAUGUACUACGGGAUGUGAUACGGCGGCAUGCGCAGCAAUUGGUGACGAGACAGGACGCCAACAACCCGGCUGAUGAGCUGUUGGAGCUCCUGCAGAAUCCCUUCAGGCAGCAGCUCGGGGAUGGAGCUAUUUGGUCUGCUUUGGGCACGUCAAUAGGAUUUACUGCCUUCAUAGCCAUUGCCUUCUCCCUGGUGCGGCCCUACAACACUGUCGUCUAUGCCCCGAAGCUCAAACAUGCCGACGAGAAACACGCACCACCCCCGAUAGGAAAAGGGUAUCUUGCCUGGUUCACGCCCCUGUGGAAGACGACCGAGAAGGACCUGAUAGCCCACGCCGGCAUGGACGCUGCCGUCUUCUUGAGAUUUACCAGGAUGUGUCGAAACAUCUUCCUAGUUAUUACCGUCAUUGGUUGUGGCAUCCUCAUCCCCAUCUACUACGGAAUGAACAGCGAUAAGAGUGGCAAACAGCAGUGGUUCAUGAGGUUGACGCCGCAGAAUGUUUUUGCUCAGCCGGUGUGGGCCUUGGUUGUCGUCGGCUAUCUGUUCAACCUGACUAUCUGUGGCUUCUUGUGGUGGAACUAUAGGAGGGUGCUGCAGCUGCGACGCAUGUACUUCGAGAGCGAGGACUAUCAACGAAGUCUGUCAGCCCGGACUCUCAUGUUGAAUGACAUUCCCAAAAAAAUGGCCUCUGAUGAAGGCAUUGCGCGGAUGAUCGACAAGGUCAUCCCACAGUCCUCGUUUUCCAGAACCGUCAUUGCGCGAAAUGUCAAAGACAUACCGGAUCUGAUUCAACAGCACGAUCACACGGUUCGAAAGCUUGAGAAAGUGUUGGCCAAGUACCUCAAGGAUCCCGAUAAUCUUCCCGCGUCGCGACCUAUGUGCUACCCUUCCAAGAAAGAUCCGUCCUAUAGCACUUAUCCCAAAGGCCAGAAGAUCGAUGCCAUUGAGUAUCUCACUCAGCGAAUCAGAGAACUUGAGAUUGAUGUCAAAGAGGCGCGUAACAGUCUGGAUAAGCGCAAUACCCUGUCAUACGGUUUCGCAAGCUACGACGACAUAUCCGAGGCCCAUUCCAUCGCGCACGCGCUCCGCAGCAAGAAGGCCCAAGGUGCAAGAGUGGUACUGGCUCCUAAACCGAACGAUAUCAUCUGGGACAACAUGCCAAUGACUCCGGCUACUCGAAGCUGGCGAAGGCUGGUUAUCAACUUCUGGAUCUCCAUUCUGACACUUCUCUGGAUUGCUCCCAACGCAAUGAUUGCCAUCUUUCUGGUCAACUUGAGUAACCUGGGGCUUGUGUGGCCCGCAUUCCAGACCCAGCUGGCUGGUAACUCCGGCUUCUGGUCCAUCGUCCAAGGCGUGGCCUCUCCAGCCAUCACCUCGUUGGUCUAUCUGGUGCUUCCUAUCAUCUUUCGUCGACUCUCCAUCAGAGCCGGUGACCGUACGAAGACGGGACGCGAGCGGCAUGUCGUCGCCAAGCUUUACGCAUUCUUUGUCUUCAACAACCUCAUUGUGUUCUCGCUAUUCAGUACGAUCUGGAGCUUUAUUGCGUCCGUGGUCAAUGAUACCCAGAAGGGUUUAGACGCCUGGCAAGCCAUCGGUAAGAACGAAUUUGGCACGCUUCUAUUCGUUGCGCUGUGCAACAUCUCCCCUUUCUGGGUGACGUGGCUCCUGCAGAGGAAUCUUGGCGCUGCUAUCGACCUUGCGCAAUUGUGGACUCUUAUCUACAGCUUCUGCACGCGCAAGUUUUCGAGCCCUACGCCACGUGAGAUGAUCGAGCUCACGGCGCCCCCUUCAUUCGACUACGCCAGUUACUACAAUUACUUCCUGUAUUAUUCAACCGUGGCUCUUUGUUACGGCGGUCUUCAACCGUUGGUUCUCCCAGCUGCAGCACUAUAUUUCUCCAUUGACGUCUGGUUGAAGAAGUACUUGCUUCUCUACAUAUUUGUUACGAAGACCGAGUCCGGGGGACAAUUCUGGCGCGUCUUGUUCAACCGCUUUGUCUUUGGCACCAUCAUCUCCAACCUGGUGAUCUUCCUGGCCGUUUUCGUUCGUGGUGAUGGCACCCAUACGAUGGCCUACGCGGUUGCUCCAUUGCCCUUCAUCAUGAUCUUCUUCAAGAUCUACUGCGCUCGAACGUUUGACGUUAAGAUCCAUUACUAUUCGACUGGCAAUGUCAACAAGCAACCGGAAACCUCCAUGCUCAAGGAUCCGUUGCGGUCAAGCAAUCUUGCUUCCCGUUUCGGCCAUCCUGCACUCUACAAGGGCCUCAUUACCCCCAUGGUACACGCCAAGGCCCAGAACAUCCUCGCCUCUAUCUACAAGGGACGUCUGACGGAUGGUCGCGAAGUCUACUCCGGGGACGCCAUGUCUACCUCUGGGUAUUCCGACUCGUACGUCAUGAACCCAAUGAACGCUGGCAAGCCCGGUAAAUCUGCGGCUCUUCCAGGAUUCGAGAUCGUACCUGAGUCGAGGCUUGAUUUCGAGUAUUACAAGAACCGUCAGGAGUUCGCCUCUGAGCAUGGAGGCGGGGAUAUAUAUGGUCGCUCCAACGACGUCAUGCGCCCGGGCACUCCUGGCAGUAGUAUGUGGAAUGGUAGUGAGCCACCAUCACGCUCAGGCAGUCCUACAUUACCUUCCAUACCCCGGGUUGGCAGCCCCGUGCCCGGCAGGAUCUACUCCCCAACCACCAACGCGGGCAUCACUUACCCUAGUGGCUAUUCUCAACCUAUAAGUAAGCCGUACGCCCCUUCCGUGGACACUGGUCGAUCCCGCAGUCCGAUAUAUGCGCAGGGAAAUGAUAGUGCAUCCAACUUGGUAAGCAACGCGGCUGCCAUGCCAAUGACCACGCCUGGGCCUAGAGAGCGCAGCUUGGAUCGUGUGCAUAGGUCACCGGGUGGUGCAGGAAUGCUUGGUGGCGGACCACAGGGAUACGGUGGCCUCCCACAGGAUGAGGACAUGGGUGGUGACCAUGACCCCAUGUCAUACAACUAUUUCCGAGAGGCGCGGACACCGAAGCGGCAUAACCCCGACGAGUGGUAG